Rhizopus microsporus ATCC 52813 is the source of this 492-nucleotide messenger RNA. RefSeq lists its product as uncharacterized. The record is from RefSeq and is a predicted model, not a curated record. Gene Ontology annotation, molecular function: zinc ion binding. Bases 1 to 492 code for a protein of 163 amino acids. NCBI's taxonomy places the organism in Eukaryota, Fungi, Mucoromycota, Mucoromycetes, Mucorales, Rhizopodaceae. The transcript has a single exon.
AUGGAAGGUGGCUCAAAAGAAGAACUUGACAAAAUUCCUAUAUUCAGAUAUAAGGCACACACCGUCGAACAAUCACCAGAACAAGAGCAACAGGGAUGUACAGUGCCUACCCCAGUAGAAGGUGAAACUACAAAAAGAUCUAAAUCUAAUUUCAUAAGGAGAUGGAUGAAGCGUCGUCAUGGUGUGACAGAACAAGAACAAUCCUCUCAUAUCGAGGCUUUAACAAUUCCUAGAUCGGAGGAUGCGAUCUGCUCCAUUUGUUUAUCCGAAUAUGAAAAUGAUGAUUUACUAUGUAGACUAUGGCAAGUAUAUUAUAGAUAUGUAUACAUAUAUAUGUAUAUAAUAACAAUGAUCUCCUCUAGGUGUGGUCAUAUCUACCAUAGAGAUUGUGUCAAGGAAUGGUUAAGUUUGAACGCUACAUGUCCAUUGUGUAAACGAGAUUUUCGCGGAAAAGAUUUUAACCAUGAAAAUCGAGAUGAAGAAGAAUACUAG